AUGGCAAUGAACUUACAGCAGGGAGAGAAUACAAUGGACAUCACACAGGCAUCUGAAAGCAUGUGCAUCUCGAGUUUAAAAGUAGGAGGACUCAUUAAAGGGUUCAGACAGGUAACCAAGUCUUUAAUAGGAGGCCGAUCUAAGCUCAUCCUUAUGUCAAGGGAGAUUAACGAGAAGAAGAUGGUUGCCAUUAUUGAUGGGUUAGUCAAGCAGUACGAUGUGCCAGUUCUAAAGAUAGGCACACACGCUGAGCUCGCCAGAUACGUCGGAAUCUGCAAAACAGACGAGACUGGAAACAUCGUAAAGGAUGCCAAGUGCGCAAUUGCUUCAAUUGAGGACUUCGGAGAGAACACUGAAGGAAGAGAUGUUUUAUUUGGAAACAUGGGUCUGACUGAGUAA
Messenger RNA from Nematocida ausubeli, 399 nucleotides. RefSeq lists its product as uncharacterized. The record is from RefSeq and is a predicted model, not a curated record. NCBI's taxonomy places the organism in Eukaryota, Fungi, Microsporidia. Gene Ontology annotation, molecular function: structural constituent of ribosome. The transcript has a single exon. Bases 1 to 399 code for a protein of 132 amino acids. Gene Ontology annotation, cellular component: cytosolic small ribosomal subunit.